This is a messenger RNA of Prorocentrum cordatum, 729 nucleotides long. The record is from the annotation of a GenBank genome assembly. Lineage: Eukaryota; Dinophyceae; Prorocentrales; Prorocentraceae.
AUGACUUCCCGCUGCGCGAUGGCCCUCUUCGUCGCCCUGCUCGCCACGCCCGGCCUCGGUUCCAGGCUGCUGGCUCAGCGCACGUGCUCCGUCCAGGGCAAGGGCGUCACUGCAGACAUUACGACCUCGCCCACGUCGGUCCCAGCGUUAGGGUCGGAGUCGAGCUGGACGUUCGCGGGCGCUGGGAAGUUGAAGAUUGCGCACGCGGCCUGUCCCAUCUCAUCGAACGACCCCAUGCCAGCCGCAGCUGAGACGAUCACCAGCGGCGGGGCCAGCGAUCCGAAGGACUUCGCAUGCCCUAAGGAUACGGCGUGCUGCAUCACCUACUGCUGCGGCACGGGGGACUGCUUCAGCACCUUCCUGCUGAAGAACAGCACGACCGUGAGCGCCAGCUCCAAGCGCAUCUGCCUCUCCUCGGAGCUCUACACGCGGACCACGACCCAGGCGACGAACGCCAGCGCCGAGGUCGGCAUGACCUCGUGGGCGGAGGAGACGACUGCGGCAGGCACGUGCAUCACGGGCCUCGGCGGGGGCAGUGGGCUGGCGGAGUUCAAGCUCUGCGGCCCAGCGACGCUGGAGCUGUCGACGGGCAUGAACUGUGACGGCCCCGACGAGACGGUGGUGCACGACACGGACAAGUCCGCCGCCGAUUGCACCGUCGUCCAGAAGCCCACGGGCGGGUACUGGAACAGCUACAAGUACACCUGCGUGGCGGGCCUCGAGCGCUGA